AUGCCUCUCCCGCAGAGGUCACACUCGGCAUACGAGCAGAACCGCUUUGCGAAGAGUCGUGCUCAGUGGCAGAGGGCAAAGACACAUUCCGCAACGGGACAAUCGACAAGCAAUCGACCACUCGCACCGAUAUCCGAGAAGACGAAAAACAAGUUGACCGAGUUCCAGUUCCAACCGCCAUCCGACGUGGUGGGCUUCACAUCGACGCCUCCCGAGAAAGAUGACCAGCAGGACACAUGCCGACCACCAGUCAGCCAAGAUGCAACGUCAAUGACCCCAGCUGGCCGGGUCAGCCUCAAAGACCUCAUGGCGCGGGAACCGAAGCCCUCCAUCGAAAUCGAACACCUCUCACCCAACGAGCGAAUCAUGUGGAACAAUAAAGAGGACCCGGCAUACUCCUCAAUGAUCUCCCCCAUGAUCUCAAGGAGGCAUAGGAAGAGGGCUCGCAGCUCGUCUCCCAUUUCCUCACCAUGCACGGACAUGGCGCCAACGCCUGUCCCAGCUGUCGAUGUCAAGAAACUAGGCGCAGCAUUGCGGUCUCCUCACGCAGACCCGACUCUUGAACUCUGGGACCGUUUCUCGCUCGGAAACCAAGGAGGCCUGGCCACGCCAUUGGGAGCAACGAACACCAGCCUUGCCCAAUUCAUGGUUUCCUCGUCUCCGAGACCCCCCAAGGGCGCGGUACCUUCGACCGGGGCCGGGUUCCGCAGGACUCUUAGCAAUGGACUCAAUUGGCCGAAGCGACGGCGCUUCGACCGUCCAGAGACCCUGGGCAUGUCUGCGAGGAAUAGCCAGUCAUUUGGCGAUGCCUCCAAGUCGUCUUUGGUCACUGCUUUGCUUGAUACUGUAGAGAGCAAGCAGGAGUUUACGUCGCCCGCAUCAGCCUCUGGAAAAGACAUGGCAUCAGAGUCGCCGUGCCCUCAGAAAAGGAGCACUGCCAUCCAUGGGACCACACAUGACCGGACCCCAUCGUCAAGUCCGUACAAACAGGAACGACCCAAGCACGGGAUUGCUCACAACCAGGGUCACGCAGUCAGACAGGGUCUUGGUCUGGGUAUUGUCACACAGGCAAAGCCUGAAUCUGACUACGGCGACGACGACUUUAUGGAUGACGAUCUUUUGGACGACGACACCCUGAUGCAGCUCGAUCUCACAACCACGCAGCCAUCGAAACCUGCCAGUCAGGCACCCAUGGGACCACCUCCUUCACCGUUGAAGAACGUUCAUAAACCGGUAGAUUUCCUGGAUGACGACUUCGAUGAUGACCUGGACGACAACAUUAUCGAAGCUGCGGGUCUCAUGAUGGACCACUUUGAGAAGACGAACGCAUCACAAGCCCCAUCUCAGCCAGUUCGAGCGCACCACCCGUCGCCCCCCAAUCUGGCGCCAGCAGCAGCUAAGGACGACCCAGAAGAUGAAUUUGGCGACGACUUCGGAGACUUCGAUUUCGAUGCGGCAGAAAUGGCGGCUACACAAUCCGCCAAACAGCCAACCUUGCCACUGCCCGCUACACAGAAACCCAAGGCCAUUCAGCGAUAUUUGGUGACCAACGUACUAGAAAGCGAGUACCUCGACGACCACGGCCGAACAAGGCUCGAGAAGAUGCUUCUUGUCCAAGUCGAGAAGACGAAGAUUGUGCGAACUAUACACCUCAGGGGUGACUGGUACGAAACGCCUGCGCAUGAAAAAUCCUUUGUUCACAUUAUCGGUGACUUCGACACCGAAGGACGCUGCGUUAUCAACGAUGAACAGAAUAUGGUUAUUUUGCACCCGGAUCAGCUCAUAUCUGCCACCGUCGUGGCCGAUUCCUUCACGUGCACCCGUCGUGCUGUGCUCCAGGAUCGCGUCAAGGCCACGAGCGAGGCUUCCGCGCCACUCGUGUACGGAACGAUGCUUCACGAGGUCUUUCAAGCAGCUCUUCUCGCGAACCAGUGGGACCUGAAGUACCUGAGCGCUGUCAUCGACACAAUCAUGGAGAAGCACGUCGAGGAUCUGUACAAGAUCAAAGUGAGCACAAACAUCGCUAAAGAACACCUGCAGUCCAAGAUGCCCGAGCUGAGCAGCUGGGCGGACAUGUUCGUCGCGUCACAGCCGAAGCCAGACGCCAUGGUAUCAGACCGCAACGGGAAGAAGGUCAACAUGUGCGUGAGCAAGCUGCUGGACGUCGAGGAGCAUGUAUGGUCGCCUAUGUAUGGUCUCAAGGGCAACAUCGACGCCACAGUCCAGGUCACCAUGAAAGACGGCAAUGACACUCGUGUUUUGACGGUGCCAUUCGAGGUCAAGACGGGCAAGAACGCCAACACGAGCCAUGUAGCCCAGACGUCUCUGUACAAUCUACUCCUCACGGACAGAUACGACAUUGAGAUUGUGUAUGGUAUUCUGUAUUACAUGGAGUCCUCGCAGACGUCGAGGAUCCCGGCCAUUCGACAGGAGCUCCGCCAUAUGAUCAUGCAGCGAAAUCAGCUCGCCUGCCACAUCCGCGAGCGGAGCGUGCAGCUCCCGCCGAUGAAGAAGAGCAAGCACAUGUGCAACAAGUGCUAUGCCAAGACGGCGUGCUUCAUCUACCACCGGCUCGCAGACAACGGCGACGAUGUGACAAGCGGCAUGGGCAAGCAGUUUGACGAGGUCGUCAGGCACCUGACGCCUACCCACCAAGAAUUUUUUAUCAAGUGGGAGAAUCUUUUGACAAAGGAAGAGAAGGAGAGCCAAAAGCUCCGGCGAGAGUUGUGGACCAUGGUCAGCAAAGAAAGGGAGAAACUCGGACGAUGCUUUUCUGAUGUCAUCAUCGAGGAAGGCUCUUGGUCCGAAGAUCACAACAGCCCCAGCAUCAACCGAUUCCGAUACAACUUUAUCAAACGGGAGCACAACGGCACGCACUCCUUCAUGGAAUCGCAGCUGGCCGUCGGCGAACCGAUCGUCGUUUCUGAUGAGCAGGGCCACUUCGCUCUCGCUCUGGGUUAUGUCACGUCAGUGCGCAAGCAGAGGAUCUGCGUCGCCGUGGAUCGGCGUCUGCACAAUGCCCGGGUGCGUCAGCCCGGUUUCAACGAGCACGAUAAUCAGGUAUUCGCUGGUAUCAUGGAAGUCGAGCCUGAAGGGUCCACCCCUGAUCAGCAUCAGGGCAGGGUUCGCGGUGAGCCCAUGCGCUACCGACUCGACAAAGACGAGUUCAGCAAUGGCAUGGCGGUUGUGCGGAACAACCUUGUUCAGAUCAUGGCCGACGACGUGUUUGGAGCUCGCGAGAUCCGCCGCUUGGUGGUCGAUCUGGUUCCGCCGCGGUUCAAGGCCGCACCGACUCAGUAUGAGAUUGCGGACCGGGCAAGCCUGAAUGUGGACCAGCAAGCUGCCAUCGAGAAGGUCAUGACGGCACAGGACUACGCCUUGGUACUGGGCAUGCCUGGCACGGGCAAGACGACAACCAUCGCCCACAUCAUCAGGGCUCUCGUGUCCCAGGGCAAAAGUGUCUUGCUCACGUCGUACACGCACACGGCUGUGGACAAUAUCCUCCUCAAGCUCAAGCACGACAGCAUCCCUGUCUUGCGACUGGGGGCACCGGCCAAAGUGCACCCUGAGGUCCAGGAGUUUGCCACGCUGGCAGCCGUGCCGAUGCAUUCAUUUGAUGAGAUCAAGUCGGCGUGGCAUGAUCCUCCGAUUGUUGCGACCACGUGUCUCGGCAUCGGCCACCAUGUCUUCAACGAGCGUACAUUUGAUUAUUGCAUUGUCGAUGAGGCGUCGCAGAUCACGCUGCCAAUCUGCCUUGGCCCCAUCAGGAUGGCCAAGACGUUUGUUCUGGUAGGAGAUCACAACCAGCUUCCUCCGCUGGUGCAGAAUGAGGAGGCUCGCGAGGGUGGCUUGGACGUCAGCUUGUUCAAGCUGCUCUCUGAUACGCACCCGGACUCGGUCGUCAACCUAGAGCAUCAGUAUCGCAUGUGUGAGGACAUUAUGACUCUGAGCAACAGCCUCAUCUACAAGGGCCGGCUCAGGUGUGGCACGGAACAGCUCCGUUUCACCAAGCUUGACGUGCCCAACAUGGGCGCUCUCCAGCAAAGGCAUUACGACUCUGCUCGCCUCCUGCAGCCUAGUGCGCCGCGGUCGUUCUGCGCCGGUCCCACGCCUGGACGGUGCUGGAUCCGUGACCUCCUGGAGCCCGAGACGCGCGUCCGCUUCAUCAACACGGACACGCUGCAACCCCGGACGCACGAGGAAGCCAAGGGCAACCGCAUCGUCAACCCCGGCGAGGCGCGCGUCGUGACGCAGCUCGUCGAGUCGCUCGUCGCUGUCGGCGUUCCCGAGACGGAGAUCGGCGUCAUGACGCACUAUCGCUCCCAGCUGGCGCUGCUGAAGCACGGGCUGCGCGGUCACCCCAGCGUGGAGAUGCACACGGCCGACCGCUUCCAGGGCCGCGACAAGGAGGUCGUCGUGCUGUCGCUGGUGCGGUCCAACGACGCGUGCGCUAUUGGCGACCUGCUCAAGGACUGGCGGAGAAUCAACGUGGCGUUCACGCGCGCCAAGACGAAACUCCUCGUCGUCGGCAGCCGGGAAACGCUCAAGGGUGCGGGCCACGACGAGAUGCUCGCCAGGUUCAUCGGCCUCAUGGAGAGCAAGGCGUGGGUGUAUGAUCUGCCGGCGGACGCGCUCGAGUCGCACGUCUCGGACGACGCGGCUACGCAGGCGUCGACGGCCGCAGCGCUGUCGCCUGUCAAGGCGAGGCCGGGGCUCGGAGGGCCUGUGAAGGCGAUCGGGGGGUUGAAGGGUUUCGAUAAGGAGAAUCAGAGACCGGAGCCAAAGAGGGCCAUGGCGGGAGAGAGGCUCCUGACGAAGAAUAGGCCGAUUACCAGGGAUAUCCUGAACGACAUGACGAACGGGGCGUAUUGA
Molecule: messenger RNA, 4872 nt
Organism: Verticillium nonalfalfae
Lineage: Eukaryota; Fungi; Ascomycota; Sordariomycetes; Glomerellales; Plectosphaerellaceae
Gene: DNA2
Product: Tripartite DNA replication factor
Exons: 4
Coding region: 1-4872 (1623 amino acids)
Biological process (GO): replication fork reversal
Cellular component (GO): cytoplasm
Molecular function (GO): 5'-flap endonuclease activity; single-stranded DNA helicase activity
Source: RefSeq, a predicted model, not a curated record